UCAGCUUAACGUAUGUACGCAGUUUCCUCCCUCUGUGUCGCUGGUUUUUUACUGCAAAGCGUUCGAAUCGAACUUUAUUCUACAUUUAUCAUAGAACUGUAAGCACUAUUUCGUUGAUUUUGUGUUUGUGUCGUUCAAAAGUGCGUGCGAGGUAUACAGCCUGAAGAUGGAGAAGCAAGAUCUGGAGUCAGGGAAGAAAUUGGUCCCUGAAACUGGAGUCGCUAAUUCCAAAGACAUCGAAGUCAAAUUUGUUCCUCCAGACCCGCGGAAUGGUGAUGCUAAAGUUGAUAUCGAAAAUCUGAAAUGUGUCUUCACAGGCAUGGGCAAAGAGGAGCUGAUGAAAUAUGCUGAUGACCCAUUUUGGGUCCGCCUUCGAUGGUUCCUCUUUAUUCUUUUCUGGGCCAUCUGGAUUGCAAUGUUAGUAGGAGCCAUAGGUAUCAUUGCUUAUGCUCCCAAGUGUUCAUCCGUAACCAAGUCUGAGUGGGAAUUAAGUCCCAUUUUCAAGAUCAACGUCAGAACUUAUGGCAACGGCAAGCUGAAAGAUUUGGAGAGCAAGUUGGAUUACAUCAAAAGUCUAGGAGUCAGCAAUUUAGUCCUUUCCUCCGUUUUCAAAUCAACCUCCAAAGUCGAAGCUGCCGAUUAUGUUGAAGAUUUUGAGUCGGUUGAUCCUUCAGUUGGAACCCCUGCUGAUUUUGAUGCUCUCCUCAAAGCAGCCAAGGAUAAAGGUUUGAAAGUGCAACUGGCAUUAGUACCAAACCAUUCCAGUAACAAGCAUCCAUUCUUUGAGAAAUCUGUGAAGAGAGAGGUAUCCUUUGCUGACUAUUAUGUUUGGAGACCGCAGAAUGGAACUAACUCAGCUGGAGAUCCUCAGCCCCCCAACAAUCAGUUAAGUGUAAAUGGAGGCUCAGCAUGGACAUGGAAUGAUGCCCGCAAGGAAUUUUAUUUCCAUCAGUUCAAAGCGGAUCAGCCUGAUUUUAACUUUGGAUACCCAGGCAUUGUCGAGUAUUUCAAGAGUGUUUUUGGAUUGUGGUCAGCAAAAGGUCUUAGCGGCUUCAGCUUGGAAAAAGUCCAGUACUUAAUCACCGAUCCUGGAUUUAGCAGUGAUUCAUCGAAGAUCACCGGGACCGACCUCUUGACCCUCAAGUCUCGACAACUUGUGAACAUUCUACAAAGCUGGGAAAAAAGUGUUUCCAAUUAUUCUAGUGUCUUGACUGUCGAUGGUCUCAUCAGUAAAUCAGGCGAUACAGUGACUCUAGUCUCACGCCCCCCUGCUCUGAAUGACGUUUUCACUGCUGCCAACUUACAUGAAGUUGUAAAUUCCUAUCUCAGCCACUCAUCUUGGCCUGUCUGGCAGUUUUCGUGCACAAAAUCUGCUAAAUUGGAAGAGUGCUGGAAGCCAAAUGUGAAGAAUGCUCUGCAGAUGGUUUCAAUACUUCUUCCAGGAACACCCAUCAUAAAUGCUGGUGAUGAGCUGAGUGGUGGUCUCAUCCGACCGGAACAUGGUCUUCCGGUCACUGUUUCAGACACUACUCCCCCUCCGGCAGUGAGCAAUGGAAGUCCCAAACUAGUUGAAGCAGGCAGCACUAAACAAAUUCUUCAGAAACUCGUAGAAAUUCGAAGCCUGCCUGCAUUUGCACAAGGAAUCUCUGAAGCAAAAGUGCUUCAUGACCGAUUGUUUGCCUUCACUAGAAUAAAGAGAGGUAGCCUCAGUUUUUUGGUAGCAUUUAAUCCCACCGAUGAAACAGUUUUUGCUGAUUUCUCUGAAAUGAAGAGCAUUCCCUCUGACCUGACUGUGGAGGUUUGGUCUCGACUGCUUUCACCGUUUCCUAUCAAAUUGACCGACACGAUUAGAAGUAAUGCUGCGAUAAUACCCCCGGAAACAGCUCUUCUUGUUUCUUUCAUGCCACAAGUGUAAACACCACUCCACAUUUUUGCCUCGCCAUGUGUAACCAAGACAAUAAUGAACCUCUCAUGAGUCAUCGGUUGUGCUCCACAUAUAUUAUGUAUCCUGACAUUUUAUUCAUAGCUAUCAUCGAUUUUUUUCUUGCAUUUAAUUUUUGCCAUUAAUUGAUUAAAAGGAUUGCAUUUAAAUUUCAA
This is a messenger RNA of Bemisia tabaci, 2097 nucleotides long. Its product is annotated as amino acid transporter heavy chain SLC3A1. NCBI's taxonomy places the organism in Eukaryota, Metazoa, Arthropoda, Insecta, Hemiptera, Aleyrodidae. Gene Ontology annotation, biological process: carbohydrate metabolic process; phenylalanine transport; L-leucine import across plasma membrane. The record is from RefSeq and is a predicted model, not a curated record. Gene Ontology annotation, molecular function: L-alanine transmembrane transporter activity; L-leucine transmembrane transporter activity; aromatic amino acid transmembrane transporter activity. Gene Ontology annotation, cellular component: basolateral plasma membrane; apical plasma membrane.